Molecule: messenger RNA, 1872 nt
Organism: Ornithodoros turicata
Lineage: Eukaryota; Metazoa; Arthropoda; Arachnida; Ixodida; Argasidae
Exons: 3
Coding region: 1-1872 (623 amino acids)
Source: RefSeq, a predicted model, not a curated record
AUGGGUUUACAGAGUCAAAAGAGGCGCAAGCGGAGAAAUCGAAAAGUACAAGACUCGUGUGGUUGCUGUAGGAAGCUCACAACAAUUGCAAACGAAGAAAGAAUGGUGAUGCGCCAAUUAGACGUCAAGACGGCAUACCUUCACGGGAAACUAGAAGAGGAAGUCUAUAUGGAGCAGCCACCAGGUUUCUGUAGAAAGGAAGAACACGUAUGCAAGCUAAACAAAGCGAUAUAUGGCCUGAAGCAGUCUGGAAGGACGUGGUACAGAACACUCGAUGCUAUUCUACAAGAACAAGGAUACAGACGUCUAGAGACUGGCAGUGAACUGUCUCGUCACACCGAGAAGGCAGACAGGACACAGCCCAGCGCCGACGUCGCUGGAUUUGUAAAAAACAUCUCUUCGAGACAGCUCUCACCCCUCGAGACAAGUGUGCUGGCGAAAGGUCACGGCUUCAACCUUACAACGGCAGGACCACCUCUUGCAAAGAUGGUCGCAGCUGUCGAAGACGGUAUAAGACACCUGGAUUCCAGCAUUCAAGAACAAGUAAGAGUGAAAGCGAUUGGAAUUAUGUCAAAAAUCCAAAAACAGCAAUGUCACAACAUAACCAGGGAAGAGCAUAAAGCACUUCGAAGCCUCCAGGAAGACUCGAAGAUUGUCAUUCUGCCUGCUGACAAGGGAAACUCAACGGUCGUCCUAGACCGGCAGAACUACGAUGGCGAAAUCCGAGACCUCCUUGACAACAGUACGUAUGAAAAUUUCAAAAAAGACCCGACAUCGCAGAUUAAGCUUAAGCAGAUUAAGCAGACUAAGCUUAAUAGGAUACUUGCUGAUAUAUUCAAGAAAUACCCAGAUGCAAGAGCCCUCUACUUACGACUUAUCUGCAGGAACGGUAACGCGCCUGGUUUCUAUAGUCUCCCUAAGAUCCACAAGCCCGGUAUCCCCCUUCGCCCCAUUGUAGACUUCAGAUCGUCCCCUCUUCGGGCGUUAUCCUGCUACCUACACAGGGUUUUAUCCCCGCUCACCGGAAACACCCUAACUCAUGUACGAAACUCUGCCCACUUCGUGGAGCGCGUCUCACCACUCACCAUCAGCGCUGACGAGCGCCUCGUUUCGUUUGAAGUUGUGUCUCUCUUCACGAACGUGCCGGUCCCACUGGCAGUGGACGCUGCCAGGAUGGCACUUGAAAGGGACAAUGACCUGGCGACUAGAACCAACCUCAGCGUUCACGAAGUGUGCCGCCUCCUAGAUUUCUGCCUCAGCGGAACGUACUUCUCAUUCAACGGAGAGUACUACAAGCAGACUACCGGAACAACAAUGGGUGCGUCAAUAUCGGUAACCGCAGCGAACUUGGUGACGGAAUCAAUUGAAGAAAGGGACCUGCAAUCCCCCGAUAUUAAACCGAAAACAUUCUUACGGUACGUAGACGAUUGCUUCUGUAUUUUGAAGAAUUCCGAUGUUGACGAGUUUUUGGAACGCCUAAACCGCAUCGAGCCAUCCAUCCAGUUUACCGUGGAACUCGAGAGGGACAACGUUUUGCCUUUUCUCGAUGUAAUCGUAAAGAGAGAAGGAAUUGACCUAAAGUUCACCGUGUACAGGAAGCCCACUCAUACGGGACGAUAUUUAAGGUUUGAUUCCAAUCACCCUACGUGUCACAAGGCUUCGGUGGUUUCGUCCCUUCUUUCGAGAGCUAAGAAGAUUUGUUUGUCGGAGAAAGACAGGAAAAAAGAAGAAGCAGCAAUCACUUCCGAUUUAGAAAAGCACGGAUACACAAGUAGCUUUGUUCAGAGAGUCGCCCGUCGUCAAGCUCGCGGUCUCCGAAACCGACUGACGACCAGCCCUGUCAGACUAGACGAAUCAACAUGCCAUAUGUGA